GCGCUUACUUCCUAGUCUUGGGGAAGAAGCAGGUGCGAGCAAGCAGGCAGGUUGGUAUAAAAAGGGAAGCAGGAAGAGGAGCAGAAGGAGAUACCCGAGGAGGAAGAAGAGAUGCAUCUCUAUAACGCAUGGCUUCCUCCGCAAGUAGCCGAGGAGACGAAAAGGGAAUCGGAGUCGUUUGCGGUCGUCGUGAGAUCCGUAAAGGAGGCUUGGCGAUUGGAGGAUCCCGAAUCUGUUUACUCCACUCUGAAGUGGAUCUCUGUCCUGGACCUCUUUAUUAAAGCGAAGAGUGAAGUUUCUUUGGAAGAUAUAAAGGAGCUGGUUGAGUCUGGUGUGGAGAUUUUUAAUGCGUCACAGAACAAACUCUACGCCCAGGUUAGAUGGGGAAGUAUGUUAGUUAAGUUCUUAAAGAAGCACGGCAAGAAGUUAUCACUGAGAAUCCACUGGAGGCCUUUGUAUGAUACUUUGAUGAGGACGCACUUUAAAAGAAAUACAGGUCCAGAGGGAUGGCGAUUGAGACAACGACAUUUUGAGACUGUUACAUCUCUUAUUCGUUCUUGCCGGAAGUUCUUUCCUGCUGGGUCAAAUCAUGACAUAUGGGCGGAGUUUAGGCCUUUUAUGGAAAAUCCUUGGCAUAAUUCAUCUUUUGAAGGUUGUGGUUUUUUAAGGCUUUUUCUAACUACGAACUUAGAGAAUGAAGAUUUCUACACAAGUGACCGGAUCAGAGAGUUCCUGGACCUAUGGAGCUCCAUUCCGAAUUGCCAAUUUUGGGAUAUCCAGUGGGCCUCCAUUCUUGCACGUUGUAUAAAGAAUUGCAAGUCAAUUGAUUGGGAAUGCUUUUUACCUGCACUUUUUACACGGUACCUAAAUAUGUUUGAGGUUCCCGUAUCAACUGGAAACGGAACGUAUCCUUUCCCUCUUGAGGUUCCUAGAAAUACAAAGUUUCUGUUUUCCAGCAAAAGUGGCACACCUGCCAAAGCUAUAGCAAAAUCAAUUGUUUAUCUCUUUAAACCUGGUAGUUUGGCGCAUGAGCACUUUGAGAGAUUAGUGUGUCUUCUGGAGCAAUAUUAUCAUCCCUCAAAUGGAGGUCGUUGGACUCAUUCCUUGGAGCGCUUAUUAAGAUACUUAGUAAUUAGCUUUCAAAAACGCCUUCAGCUUGAACAACUUUACAGUAAGGGUGACAAACAGUCUCACUUGUCUUUGGGAAAGUUGGAAAGAUCUUCUUUUGUUAAAGUGGCCUUGAAAUUAAUUGAUCGUGGUCAAUAUAGCAAAACUGAAACACUUUCAGAAACAGUUGCUGUAGCAACUUCAGUAUUAGCAUAUGUGGAACCUUCCUUGGUUCUUCCUUUCAUUGCAUCUCGAUUCCAGUUGGCCUUGGAGACAAUGACUGCCACCCACCAGUUGAAAACUGCUGUUACCUCAGUGGCUUAUGUUGGCCGUGCUCUCUUUCUUGCCUCUUUGUUGUCCGCUCCCCAAAAGGAGGAUUUAAAUGCUACUGAUUCUUUGGUAGAUGUUGUUGCAAUGUCACUGUCUAAUGCAUUGCUUGGAAUGGAUGCAAAUGAUCCUCCAAAAACCUUAGCCACUAUGCAAUUGAUUGGUUCCAUAUUUUCCAAUUUAAUUGUAGUGGGUGACAAUGAAGAUGCUCCCCUAUUCCUCCAAAGCCUUGCAUUAUCAGAAUGGCUAGAUGAGUUUUUUUGCCGCUUAUUUUCUCUCCUUCAACAUCUAGAACCAACAAGCGUUAUGAAUGAUGGUGUUCAGACUUCCAUUACUUCAGGGACUUUCCUUGUUGAGGACACUCCUUAUUACUUCUGUAUGCUAGAAGUUCUGCUAGGGAAACUUUCGAAAACAUUAUUCAGUCAGGUACUGAAAAAAAUUUCCAGAUUUGUGAACACAAAUAUUCUUCCUGGUGCCACUGCAGAAGUUGGGCUUCUUUGUUGUGCUUGUGUACAUUCUAACCCAGAAGAAUCGGCUGUAAACCUUAUCAAACCACUUCUACAGUCCGUAAAUUCUUCUUUACAAGGGACACCUACUUAUGGUUUUGGCAGAAAGGAUUCUUCUUUUGCAACCAAGGCUACACUUUCUCCAGCUCUUGAAACAGCAGUUGAGUACCAUUUAAAAGUGCUAGCUAUUGCCAUCAGUUAUGCAGGCCCUCAGCUGCUUCAUCACAAAGAUGAACUGAAAGAAGCAAUUGCUUCUGCAUUCCGGGCUCCUUCAUGGAAGGUUAAUGGCGCUGGUGAUCAUGUUCUGCGAUCUCUCCUUGGAAGCUUAGUUCUCUAUUAUCCAAUUGAGCAGUAUAAAUCAGUGCCAUUCCAGCUUGGAGCUUCCAUUUUAGAAGAAUGGGGCUGCUCAAAAAAUGAAAAUGAAUGCUCUCUCCCAAAGUGGCACAUCCCUGGAGAAGAAGAAAUUUCAUUUGCAAAUGAACUGUUGGAUUAUCAUUUCCAAGCAGCUUUAGAUGAUCUUCUUGAAAUAUGCCAGACAAAAACUCAUGUAGAUGCAGGGCAUGAGAAGGAACACUUGAAAGUGACACUGUUGCGUAUAUACUCAUCAUUGCAGGGUGUUAUGUCAUGCUUACCUGAUAUGCGUCCAUCUCUCAGAAGCACAAGUACAUCCGAUCAGGAUUCCAACUUCUUUUUAAUUGCUGGGGCGGUUGGUUUGCCUGUUGGUAGUUCAGAAUUGAGGGAAAGAGCUGCUAGGUUUGAGCUACUGAAUUAAGCAUUCCCUUUUUGUAGAUACUUACUGAAGGAGAGAUCAGACGAUAGCAUUCUCUUGAUACUUAUUAUUCGCAUAAUUCAUGCAUUAACUAAUUAUGGAAGCUUGGAGUAUGAAGAUUGGUUAAAUCAUGUUCAGGCUUGGAAACUGGAAUCUGCUUCAAUAAUUGAACCUCCAUGUAAUUUCAUUACUUCUUCUCAUGCCAGUGGAAAGAGAAGACCCAGGUGGGCGCUUAUUGACAAGGCAUACAUGCAUAAUACAUGGAGGUCAUCACAGUCCUCAUAUCAUAAAUUUCGAGCUGAUACCAGAUUGUCUCCAUCAGAACACAUGGUUCCUCUGAUGGAUGAUCUCGUGGAACUCUCUUUGCACAACUAUGAAACAGUUCGCUUGCAUGCUACGAGAUCUUUAGCAAAAAUGCUGAAGCGCUGGCCAACAUUUAUUGCCAAAUCUGUUCUUAUAAUGACUCAGCAUCUGUCGAAUCCAAAAACUCCAGAACAUGCAGUGUUAGGUUCAUGUGCAGUUCUUUCAAUGAAAACUGUUCUCGGGCAUAUGACAACGGAUGCAACAUCAUUGUCUUCAUUUGUCACAAGUCUUUUGGCGAGUUCCCAUCAUGAGUCUCUGAAAGCUCAGAAAGCUAUCACCGAGUUGUUUGUUAAAUACAAUAUCCACUUCUCUGGUAUAUCAAGGAGCUUCUUCAAGAACCCAGAAAAUCUUGGGGAUGCUGCAGGAUUCGAAGAUUUGGUUUCUAAGAUCACUUAUUUUAGCUUUGACUCAACGAGCAUGCACUGGCGGUAUAAUCUGAUGGCAAAUAGAGUACUACUUCUGUUGAUUCUGUCAUACCGAAAUUGUUCUACUGUGUCUGAAAAACUUCUCAGUCAAACUACAGGACAUUUUUUACAAAAUUUAAGAAGUCAACUUCCUCAGUCAAGGAUGCUUGCAAUUUCUGCAUUAAACUCUUUAUUGCUGGGCGCUCCUCACAAAGCCAGUAGUAAAGAAAUUCGGCAUCUCAACAAUCUAAGCCAAAAUAUAAACGCAUCAAUUGGAAUAUUGGGCCAAAUAUUUGAGGAGAAUUUUUUCAACGAGACACUUAACUGUCUUUCCCAUGUCCAUAUUAUUUCUGACAGUGACAGUUCUGCUUCCAAAGGAAGUCAUGGCGCAUUGUCUUUUCAGAGUGCGACAGACAAAGCUAUCACUUAUUUUUACUUCGACUUUUCAGCAUCUUGGCCACGUACUCCCAACUGGAUGUCAUCAUUUGGAGGUCAUACAUUCUAUUCUAGCUUUGCAAAAAUUUUUAAACGAUUGGCUCAAGAAUGUGGUACACCAGUUCUGCAUGCAAUUCGGAGGGCUCUAGAAGAGUUUUCUGGUUCAAAAGAGAGGGUAAAGCAGUGUGUUGCUGCUGAAGUUUUGGCUGGUAUAAUUCAUUCUGAUAUUGAAGGCCUUUCAGAAGCAUGGGACAGUUGGAUGAAAUUUCAGCUGGAGAAGCUUAUCACAGCACCAGCCGUGGAAUCCAUACCCGAGUGGGCAGCCUCCAUUCGUUAUGCUGUCACGGGGAAAGGGAAGUAUGGUAUAAGGAUCCCUCUUCUUAGGCAACGAAUUUUGGACUGUUUAACAAUAGAUUUACCACAGACAGUGACAAGCAACGUUGUGGCCAAGAGAUAUUUUUUCCUUUCAGUUGCACUAGUUGAAAUAUCUCCACAGAGAAUGCCCGCUGAAGAAGUUGAGUUCCUUGAAAAACUUCAGAAGGAGUUACUAGAUAACAUGAGCCACUCAUCUGCCCAAGUGAGGGAAGCAAUUGGUGUUACUCUUUCUAUCCUAUGCUCGAACUUAAGACUUUUUACAACUUUCGUUAGCAAGGGUGCGAAAAGAAGUGAGGACAGCAUCACGAUGAAAUCUUUGCUAACUGAAGAUUGGGCCAAAGUUUUAAUAGAAAGGGCCUCCGAAUCAGCAAUUAAUAUACAGAAUUCGAGCCAGUUAGAAAGCAUGGAGACUUAUGACUUGUAUGAAAAUGGCUUCACAAACAAUGAAGCUAAGACUGACAUUAGGAGAAUGGAAAUGCUGUUUCAUUUCAUCAUAUCAUCUUUGAAGUCCGGUAGAUCUUCAUUUUUGCUGGACUUAAUUGUUGGACUUCUGUAUCCUGUUAUUUCCUUGCAGGAAACAUCUGAUAAAGAUUUGUCAACAUUGGCAAAGGCAGCUUUUGAAUUGUUGAAGUGGAAGAUUUUACCUCGUCCAUUUCUUGAAAAUGCUGUAUCUGUGAUCCUUUCUUCUGUCAAUGACUCCAAUUGGCGGACUAGAUCAGCAUCCCUCUCAUAUCUCCGUACCUUCAUGUACAGGCAUACAUUCUUACUUUCUGGUUCAGAGAAAGUUCAAAUCUGGGACAGCAUUGAGAGGCUCCUUGUUGAUAACCAAGUAGAGGUGAGGGAACAUGCCGCAGGGGUUCUGGCAAGCUUAAUGAAAGCGGGAGAUGAAGAGCUUUCAGGAAUUUUUCGGGAUCGUGCAUUUUCAGAGGCACAUUCGAUUAUAAGAAAGCGGAAACAAAGAAAAUCGGGAUCUUUUCAGUCCACAGCUUCUAUACAUGGUGCCGUCCUUGCAUUGGCUGCAUCUGUGCUAUCGAGUCCCUAUGACAUGCCCAGCUGGCUGCCUGAUCACGUAACACUGCUUGCCCAAUUCAUCAAAGAACCCUCUCCCAUUAAAUCUACAGUCACAAAAGCAGUUGCCGAGUUUAGGCGAACUCAUGCAGACACCUGGAACAUUCAAAAGGAUUCAUUUAGCGAAGAACAACUGGAGGUUUUGGCGGAUACAUCAUCUUCGUCUUCCUAUUUUGCGUGAAUGAGACCAAAUCCGUACCAUAAUUAUUCAAUUAUUCAUAAACAUUAGUUACCAAAUGAAAUAUAAGGCAAGCAUUCAUGCUAUCCAACUGCAUUAGUUACAUU
Messenger RNA from Phalaenopsis equestris, 5639 nucleotides. RefSeq names its product proteasome activator subunit 4. The record is from RefSeq and is a predicted model, not a curated record. Gene Ontology annotation, biological process: proteasomal ubiquitin-independent protein catabolic process. Gene Ontology annotation, molecular function: peptidase activator activity; proteasome binding. Gene Ontology annotation, cellular component: nucleus; cytosol. NCBI's taxonomy places the organism in Eukaryota, Viridiplantae, Streptophyta, Magnoliopsida, Asparagales, Orchidaceae.